UAAAACUUUUGCAGUGCUAAAUGGUAUCUCCUUGGCACGCAGAGUUGGGCAUGCAUUGGUUAAUAUAUAGGCUUGGUGGUGUUUGGUUUUCUUAUCAGCCUGCACAGUAAAAUGUCUUUCGAAUCUGCCUUGGAGCAGCUGGCUGGCAGCUGACGCUGCUGUUGGCACCACCCAGGUUUAACAUGACAUCACCAGAAGAAGUCCACCUCUGUGCUCAAGGAAGUUGAUGUGGGAGCCACACUGUGAAGUGGAUCAUAACUGCUGAGAACACAGAGGGCAUGUAAAAAUGGAAUUCCUGAAAAAAUUUGUUCCCACUGCUGCUUCUGGAGAUGUUCAGGAUGUUGGGAGUACAGCCCGUGAAAGCUCUCCAAGGCUGCUGAAGAUGAGACGGGUCAGACUGUUUUCAUUAGGACAGACAAUAGAUGAAGAUGAGGGGACACAUGCUUUACAUCCUGAUUACUCCUCCACACCACUCAGCAGAGUAAAUAAACGUAGAGUUCCUCCAAGUGUUGUUUCCACCUGGGAAAAGAGAGGCAUCAUCAUGUCUAACAUUACUAUUGACCCAGAUGUGAAACCGGGCGAGUAUGUCAUCAAAAGCCUCUUUGCUGAAUUUGCUGUUCAAGCUGAAAAGAAAAUUGAACUUGUAAUGGCUGAGCCUUUGGAAAAGCUCUUGUCCAGAUCUCUUCAAAGAGGUGAAGAUCUUCAGUUUGAUCAGUUGAUAAGCUCUAUGAGCUCAGUAGCAGAGCACUGUCUCCCCUCCUUACUACGCACCUUGUUUGACUGGUACAGGCGCCAAAAUGGAACAGAAGAUGAAUCUUAUGAGUAUAGACCUCGGUCAAGCACAAAAUCAAAGGGGGAUGACCAACAACGUGAAAGAGAUUAUCUACUUGAAAGGAGGGACUUAGCUGUAGAUUUCAUUUUUUGUUUAGUUUUAAUAGAGGUUCUAAAACAGAUACCUGUUCAUCCAGUGCCAGAUCCUUUAGUACAUGAAGUUCUAAACUUGGCUUUUAAGCACUUUAAACAUAAGGAAGGGUAUUCAGGAACCAACACUGGGAAUGUGCAUAUUAUUGCAGACUUAUAUGCAGAAGUGACAGGGGUUCUUGCUCAAUCAAAGUUUCAAGCUGUUAGGAAGAAGUUUGUCACUGAAUUAAAGGAACUGCGGCAGAAAGAACAGAGUCCUCAUGUAGUACAGAGUAUCAUCAGUUUGAUUAUGGGAAUGAAGUUUUUUCGAGUAAAGAUGUAUCCUGUGGAGGAUUUUGAAGCAUCAUUUCAGUUCAUGCAGGAGUGUGCUCAGUACUUCCUGGAAGUAAAAGAUAAAGAUAUAAAACAUGCACUUGCUGGUUUGUUUGUGGAAAUUCUCAUACCUGUAGCUGCUGCUGUUAAAAAUGAAGUGAAUGUGCCAUGUUUGAAAAAUUUUGUGGAGAUGCUUUAUCAGACUACCUUUGAAUUGAGUUCAAGAAAGAAGCACUCGCUGGCUUUGUAUCCAUUGAUCACCUGCCUGUUGUGUGUCAGUCAGAAACAGUUUUUUUUAAAUAACUGGCACGUUUUCCUGCAGAACUGUUUGUCACAUCUGAAGAUGCCAUCUAACAACAGUAUCAGAAAACAAAUAGAAACACUGCAGAAUAAAGAUCCCAAAAUGUCCCGAGUUGCACUGGAAUCUUUGUAUAGGUUAUUGUGGGUUUAUGUUAUUAGAAUUAAAUGUGAAAGCAACACUGUAACUCAAAGCCGUCUCAUGAGCAUUGUAUCAGCACUUUUCCCAAAAGGAUCGCGCAGCGUGGUCCCACGAGACACGCCUCUGAAUAUAUUUGUGAAGAUUAUUCAGUUCAUUGCUCAGGAACGUUUGGAUUUUGCAAUGAAAGAAAUAAUAUUUGAUCUUCUUAGUGUUGGAAAAUCACCUAAAACCUUCACUAUUAAUCCAGAGAGGAUGAAUAUUGGCCUCAGAGUCUUCCUUGUCAUAGCAGAUAGCUUGCAGCAAAAAGAUGGUGAACCACCCAUGCCAACAACAGGAGUUGUUCUUCCAUCAGGAAAUACUCUACGUGUGAAGAAAAUUUUUCUUAAUAAAACACUGACAGAUGAGGAAGCAAAAGUUAUAGGAAUGUCUAUAUACUAUCCUCAAGUCAGAAAAGCACUGGAUAGCAUUCUUAGGCAUUUGGACAAAGAAGUUGGAAGGCCCAUGUGCAUGACUAGUGUACAGAUGUCCAAUAAAGAGCCAGAAGACAUGAUUACGGGUGAGAGAAAACCUAAGAUAGAUUUGUUCAGAACAUGCAUUGCUGCUAUCCCAAGACUGAUUCCAGAUGGCAUGAGUAGGACUGACCUCAUUGAAUUGCUUGCAAGGCUGACAAUUCAUAUGGAUGAAGAACUUCGUGCCUUGGCUUUCAAUACACUCCAAGCAUUAAUGCUUGAUUUUCCAGAUUGGCGGGAAGAUGUUCUUUCAGGAUUUGUUUAUUUUAUUGUGCGUGAAGUGACUGACAUCCACCCAACGCUUCUUGACAAUGCAGUAAAAAUGUUAGUGCAGCUCAUAAAUCAGUGGAAACAAGCAGCCCAAAUGCACAAUAAAACCCAAGAUGCUCAGCGUGGUGUAUCCAAUGGGGCUGCCCAUACCCUUCCCCUGGAGAGGACCCUUUAUUCCAGUGUAUUCCACGUGGUGGAAGGCUUUGCUUUGGUCAUCCUUUGCAGCACGAGGCCUGCCACCAGGCGAUUAGCUGUCAGUGUCCUCAGAGAAAUAAGGGCCUUGUUCACACUCCUAGAAAUUUCAAAGAGUGAUGAUGAGUUGGCUAUAGAUGUAAUGGACAGACUAAGUGCUACUAUCCUGGAGAGUUUCAUACAUCUCACUGGGGCUGACCAGACUACUUUACUGUACUGUCCCAGUUCAAUAGAUUUACAAACUCUGGCUGACUGGAAUUCCUCCCCAAUCAGCCACCAGUUUGAUGUGGUCAGUCCCUCACAUAUUUGGAUAUUUGCACACGUGACUCAAGGCCAAGAUCCAUGGAUUAUAAGCCUCUCAAGUUUCAUGAAGCAGGAAAAUCUUCCAAAACACUGCCCAACAGCUGUAAGCUAUGCUUGGACAUUUGCUUAUACAAGACUUCAGCUUUUGUCUCCACAAGUGGAUAUCAACAGCCCUAUCAAUGCAAAGAAAGUAAAUACUACGACAAGCAGUGACUCCUAUAUUGGGCUCUGGAGAAACUACCUGAUUCUUUGCUGCAGUGCAGCAUCUUCUUCAAACUCCUCCAAUUCUACAGGCUCUGUGAGAUGUUCCCCUCCUGAGACGCUGGCGUCUACCCCAGACAGUGGUUAUAGCAUUGAUUCAAGAAUUAUUGGCAUUCCAUCCCCUUCCUCCCUGUUUAAGCACAUAGUUCCAAUGAUGCGCUCUGAGAGCAUGGAAAUUACAGAAUCUCUUGUCCUGGGACUUGGCAGGACCAACCCAGGAGCUUUUAGGGAACUAAUAGAAGAAUUACAUCCUAUAAUUAAGGAAGCACUUGAAAGAAGGCCAGAGAACAUGAAACGGCGCAGGCGUCGAGAUAUUUUACGAGUACAACUAGUACGAAUAUUUGAACUGUUGGCAGAUGCUGGUGUCAUUAGUCACAGUGCAAGUGGUGGCCUUGAUAAUGAAACACAUUCCCUCAACAACACUUUACUUGAGUAUGUUGAUCUAACAAGACAACUCCUAGAAGCAGAAAACGAAAAGGAUUCUGAUACAUUGAAAGAUAUCCGAUGCCAUUUUAGUGCCUUAGUGGCAAAUAUCAUACAAAAUGUUCCAGUGCACCAGAGAAGAAGUGUCUUUCCACAGCAGAGUCUACGCCACAGUCUAUUUAUGCUGUUCAGUCAUUGGGCAGGUCCUUUUAGUAUCAUGUUUACUCCCCUGGACAGAUACAGUGAUAGAAACAUGCGAAUAAACAGACACCAAUACUGUGCAUUAAAGGCUAUGUCUGCUGUACUGUGUUGUGGCCCUGUUGCAGACAAUGUUGGGCUUUCAUCUGAUGGCUAUUUAUACAAAUGGCUGGAUAAUAUUUUGGAUUCACAAGAUAAAAAGGUUCACCAGCUAGGCUGUGAGGCAGUCAUGCUGCUCUUGGAACUCAAUCCUGACCAGAGUAACCUCAUGUACUGGGCCGUUGACCGGUGUUACACAGGUUCCAAGCGGGUAGCAGCUGGCUGCUUUAAAGCCAUAGCCAGUGUGUUCCAAAACAGGGAUUACCAGUGUGAUACAGUGACCCUCCUGAAUCUGAUACUAUUUAAAGCAGCUGAUUCUACUAGGGCUAUCUAUGAAGUUGCUAUGCAACUAUUGCAGAUUUUGGAACCAAAGAUGUUCCGUUACGCUCACAAACUGGAAGUUCAGCGGAUGGAUGGGGUUUUGGGACAGCCUUCUCCUUUACCACAUUUGUAUUCUAUGUCAUAUUAUCAACUGUCAGAAGAAUUAGCAAGGACUUAUCCUGAGCUGACGCUUGCUAUCUUCUCAGAAGUAAGUCAGAGAAUCCAAACAGCUCACCCAGCUGGGAGACAGGUGAUGCUGCAUUAUCUGCUGCCAUGGAUGAACAAUAUUGAGUUGGUGGACUUGAAACCUUUGCCAACCAUUCGUCGGCAAGAUGAUGAUGAAGAAGAUUCUCUGAAAGACAGAGAAAUUAUGGUGAACAGUAGGCGAUGGCUGCGAGGAGAAGGCUGGGGAUCACCACAGGCUACAGCUAUGGUUCUGAACAAUCUGAUGUACAUGACUGCAAAGUAUGGUGAUGAAGUGGCUUGGUCAGAGAUAGAAAAUGUCUGGACUACUUUGGCAGACAGCUGGCCAAAGAAUCUGAAAAUAAUUUUGCACUUCUUGAUCAGUAUUUGUGGAGUGAACAGUGAACCCAGCCUUUUGCCUUAUGUAAAGAAAGUAAUUGUUUAUUUGGGUAGAGACAAAACAAUGCAACUACUAGAAGAGCUGGUGAGUGAACUUCAGCUUACAGAUCCUGUCAGUUCAGGAGUCACCCAUAUGGAUAAUCCACCAUAUUACCGCAUUACAUCCAGUUACAAAAUCCCCUCUGUCACCUCAGGUACCACUUCUAGCAGCAAUACAAUGGUGGCUCCCACAGAUGGCAACCCUGACAGUAAACAUAUGAAAGACAGUAUUGAAGAGAACUACACACACCUAGACAUCUACAGUGGGUUGAACAGCAACUUAAACCGCCAGCACCACAGACUGGAAUCUCGCUACAGCAGCAGCUCUGGAGGAUCAUAUGAAGAGGAAAAAAGUGAUUCAAUGCCUCUAUAUUCCAACUGGCGGUUGAAGGUGAUGGAGCACAAUCAAGGAGAGCCUCUCCCUUUCCCACCUUCUGGAGGUUGCUGGUCGCCGCUGGUGGAUUACUUGCCUGAAACUUCUCCUCCGGGCAUGUCACUUCACAGAUGCAAUAUAGCAGUGAUUCUUUUGACUGAUUUGAUAGUUGACCACAGUGUAAAGGUGGAAUGGGGAGGAUACUUGCAUCUUUUGCUUCAUGCAAUUUUUAUAGGUUUUGACCACGGUCACCCUGAAGUCUAUGAGCAUUGUAAACGACUACUUUUGCAUCUACUGAUAGUGAUGGGCUCUGGCAGUAAUGUCCAAUCUGCUGCUUCUGUCCUACUCAGAAACAGAGAGUUCAAUGAGUCCAGGGUGCUUACUGUCAAGCAAAUGACCCAUUUAGAUUACACUUUCACAGCAGGUGUUCAUGAUUUUAUACCUGAUUACCAGCCCUCCCCAAUGACAGACUCAGGGCUUAGUUCAAGUUCUACCUCUUCUAGCAUCAGUUUAGGAAAUACAAGUGCUGCCAUUUCUCAACUGCAGACCACAAUCCUCAAUGAGGUUGACAUUUCAGUAGAGCAGGAUGAAAAAGUGAAAACACUUAUAGAAUUUAUUACCUCAAGGAAAAGAGGCCCACUUUGGAAUCAUGAAGAUGUUUCAGCAAAGAACCCUAAUAUAAAGAGUGCUGAACAGUUAACUGUGUUUUUAAAGCAUGUGGUAUCUAUAUUUAAACAGUCUAGCUCAGGAGGAUAUCAAUUGGAACAUCGUCUCAGUGAAGUUGCUUUGCAAACUGCUCUUUCGUGCUCCUCUCGGCAUUAUGCUGGGAGGUCCUUUCAGAUUUUCAGGGCUCUGAAGCAGCCUCUCACUCCAUCUACACUUUCUGAUGUUCUCUCCAGACUAGUAGAAACUGUUGGAGAUGCAGGAGAAGAAGCUCAGGGUUUCGUCAUAGAGCUGCUUUUGACUUUAGAAUCUGCUAUUGAUACAUUGGCUGAAACCAUGAAACAUUAUGAUCUGCUUUCUGCCCUUUCUCAAACCUCAUACCAUGAUUCUGUGAUGGGAAACAAGUAUGCAGCUAACAGGAAAAGCACUGGACAGAUAAAUCUAAGCACAAGUCCCAUUAAUAGUGGCAGUUGUUUGGGAUACUACAGCAAUACAAGGAGUAAUUCCUUAAGACUGAAUUUAAUCAGUGAGCGGAGAGGCGACCGGCGACGGAGCAACACACUGGAUAUAAUGGAUGGAAGGAUAAAUCAUGGUGGAAGUUUGGCAAGGACUAGAAGCCUUUCCUCCCUGAGAGAGGGAGGGAUGUAUGAUGUGCAGCCCACUACUGACCCUGUCAACUUGAUGGCCACCAUAUUUUGGAUUGCAACUUCGUUGCUGGAGUCAGAUUAUGAGUAUGAAUACCUUCUGGCUCUCAAGCUACUCAACAAGCUUCUUAUUCAUAUGCCUCUGGAUAAAUCAGAGAGUCGGGAAAAGAUAGAAGAGGUGCAGAAUAAACUGAAAUGGAAUAACUUUCCAGGCCUUCAGCAGCUUUUUCUGAAAGGCUUUACUUCAGCUUCUACACAAGAAAUGACAGUUCAUCUGCUCAGUAAACUCAUCACAAUUUCCCGGCAUGCUUUGGUGGAUCCUUCUCAGUUAGCAGGAUUUCCCCUAAAUAUCUUGUGCCUACUUCCUCAUCUGAUACAACAUUUUGAUAACCCAACUCAGUUUUGUAAAGAAACAGCUGACAGGAUAGCAAAGGUUUGUGCAGAGGAGAAGUCACCAACUCUUGCCAAUCUGGCUCAUAUGAUGAGUUUAUACAGUACACACAGUUAUUCCAGAGACUGUUCUAACUGGAUUAAUGUAGUGUGUAGAUACUUGCAUGACUCUUUCUCAGAUGCCACAUUUAACCUCAUAACUUAUCUUGCAGAGCUGUUAGAGAAAGGCUUAUCCAGUAUGCAACAGUCCUUGCUGCAGAUCAUUUACAGUCUUCUGAGUCAUAUUGACCUAUCCACAGCUCCAGUGAAGCAGUUUAAUUUGGAAAUCAUAAAAGUUAUUGGUAAAUAUGUUCAGAGUCCAUACUGGAAGGAAGCCCUUAAUAUUUUGAAACUGGUGGUGUCUCGGUCAGCAAGCCUUGUUGUGCCUAAUGAUAUUCCAAAGUCUUAUGGAGGUGACAUAGGGUCUCCGGAAAUCUCUUUCACGAAAAUUUUUAAUAAUGUCUCCAAGGAGCUACCUGGGAAGACCCUAGAUUUUCAUUUUGAUAUAUCAGAGACACCAAUUAUUGGGAAUAAAUAUGGUGAUCAACACAGUGCAGCUGGUAGAAAUGGGAAGCCAAAAGUCAUUGCUGUGACCCGGAGCACUUCUUCAACUUCAUCAGGCUCCAAUUCAAAUGCACUGGUUCCUGUUAGCUGGAAGAGACCACAGCCAUCUCAGAGAAGGACUCGGGAGAAGUUAAUGAAUGUGCUUUCUCUGUGUGGUCCAGAUUCUGGUCUUCCCAAGAAUCCUUCGGUUGUGUUUUCUUCUAAUGAAGACUUGGAAGUUGGAGAUCAACAAACUAGUCUAAUUUCAGCAACAGAAGAAGUGAUUCAAGAGGAGGAAGUGGCUGUAGAAGACAAUACCAGUGAACAACAGUUUGGAGUUUUUAAAGACUUUGACUUUUUAGAUGUUGAAUUGGAAGAUGCAGAGGAGCUGCAGGGCGAAAGCAUGGACAACUUCAACUGGGGCGUUCGCAGGCGCUCUCUUGACAGCAUUGACAAAGGAGACACGCCGUCCCUUCAGGAAUGCCAGUACUCUGGUAGCACACCCAGCCUGAACUUGACCAACCAGGAGGAUACUGAUGAGUCUUCAGAAGAAGAAGCAGCACUGACUGCAAGUCAGAUACUGUCUCGUUCACAGAUGUUAAUCAGUGAUUCUGCCAUAGAUGAAACAGUGUCAGAUCAUGCUGGUUUAUCACUUCAGUCUCAAGAUUCCACAAGCAGUGUGGGAACAGAAGAGGUGCUUCAAAUCAGAACUGAGACCCCAAGUUUGGAGGCUUCUUCUCUAGAUAACUCUAGCAACCAGCUGCCUGAGGAAGGCAGUUCAGCAGUGAGGGAUGAACAGGUUAGCACUGCUAGUGAAGACACUGGCUCGUACCUACUACAUGAGCAGCAAGACUGUCUGGUCUGUCACGAAUCUCUGGAGCUGGAAGAGACCCCAGAACUGGUAGAGGCAGCAGCUCCUGAAAGCUAUUCUGAAUCUGUCUGUGAAGAGGAUGUCACUCUUGCUUUGAAAGAGCUAGAUGAGAGAUGUGAAGAAGAAGAAGCUGACUUCUCUGGUUUGUCUAGCCAAGAUGAAGAAGAACAGGAUGGUUUCCCAGAAGUGCAGACUUCCCCUCCUCCUUCUCCAUUUCUUUCUGCCAUAUUGGCAGCUUUCCAGCCAGUGGCGUACGAUGAUGAAGAGCAAGCCUGGCGCUGCCACGUCAAUCAGAUGCUGUCAGACACAGAUGGAUCUUGUGCUGUCUAUACAUUUCAUGUCUUCUCAAGAUUGUUUCAGACCAUACAAAGAAAGUUUGUAUCUAUAACAAAUGAUUCAGUCAGCUUUCUUGGUGAAAGUCUACAGCGCAUUGGAACAAAGUUUAAGAGUUCUCUGGAAGUGAUGAUGUUGUGUUCAGAGUGUCCGACCGUCUUUGUGGAUGCAGAAACGCUGCUGUCUUGUGGCCUGCUAGAAACACUGAAGUUCAGUGUUUUAGAGCUCCAGGAACACUUGGAUACUUAUAACGUCAAAAGAGAGGCAGCAGAACAGUGGCUAGAAGACUGCAAAAGGACAUUUGGUACUGAUGAUGGUAUUCAUGGGAUUAACACAGAUGCCCAGCAAAUGGAAAUUCUAGCAGAGCUGGAGUUAUGUCGGAGGCUAUACAAGCUGCAUUUCCAGUUGCUGCUGCUGUUCCAAGCCUAUUGCAAACUCAUCAGUCAAGUAAAAACAAUCAAAACAGAAGCAGAGGUAAUAAACAUGUCUCAAGAACUUGCUCUUUUGGAGAGCUGCCUGAAAGAGGCCGAGGCAGUGUCUGACAGUGGUAUUGAAGAAAUUGAAAUUGCAGAGGCUUCCCAAGCUAGCACAGAAACAGCUAUUCACUCCCUCAUUGAAUCCCUGAGAAACAAGGAGUUUGUGUCAGCUGUGGCACAGGUCAAGGCUUUCAGAUCUAUUUGGCCCCACGACAUCUUUGGCAGUUCUGAAGAUGACCCAGUUCAAACAUUGCUGCACAUCUAUUUCCGUCAUCAGACACUUGGCCAAACUGGCAGCUUUGCAGUGGUAGGCUCCAAUCAAGAUAUGUCUGAGGCCAGCUCAAAGCUGAUGGAACUUAAUCUAGAAAUCCGAGAGUCUCUCCGCAUGGUGCAAUCCUGUCAGCUUCUAGGGAAGAUCAAAACAGGAAUAAAUCUUGUGACCACUGGAUUCUGAACAGCUGUCAAUUUAGAAAAGAACUGAUGAUGAGGACACUUCAGACUAUUAUUGAGCACCUUUCAGAAAAAAAAAAACAAAAACAACAAAACAAAAACCUCCAGCAAUCCUGACAACCAACACACUUUUAUCACAGCAAGAAACUGUUUCAUCACAAGUGAAACCCUGAAAAUUGAAGUGAACAUCCUACUUGACUGCUCUUUCUACACAGCAGCCUGUGUGGCAGUAGUAUUUUUUUAUUAAAUUUAUGUAUAAAAACUACGUGAAAGGAAAAGGGCUUAAUCCUAAUGCAUACAUAUGCAUUAUUUUCUGUUGUAACAGAAAUAUAACGGAUGUUUGCAGCAACAGCCUCCAGAGGUUGGAUCAAUAUCGCAGGUGGGAUGAGGCUAAAAUCAAGGCUGGUUUAUUUUGGCUGAUGACCUGCAAGGCUUCCUGGCUUUUCAGCAGUAAAACCAUCAACACCUAAUGAGACACUUUGAAAUGUCAUGAAGAAUGUGCAGUCAAACCUGAGUAGAAUGACAUAUGACUGCAAAAACCAUUGACUUCUAAGCGUUUUAUUUGCUUUUUUGUCUGUUAUAAGGAAAUAAUGUGUGUGAGUUAGAAUGUAUGGCUAUGUGGCAGUUGUUUUUUGAAGGUAUGGAUGAUUGUUAAAUAAGGUCUCAGAGCAUGCUUAAAAGAGCUGCAAGAUUAUUUUUGAAGAAAUUUUAUUUUAUUAGAUCUAAUCCUCAUAGUGUGUAAAUGUUAGGACAUUUAAUAAUAUUUUAAACUGGGAUUUCCCAGUGUUUCUAAAAGAAAUAAUAUAUCUGUUAACUUUAUUGGAAUGCUGCUCAGUUCUCUGACCAGUGCUUAUGUUAAAAUACUGAUAACAACUAACCAAAAAGUAGCUGCUUGCAGAGACUUUAAAAUGUAUAUUAAAGAUAUAUGCUGCCCAUCAGCAAUUCUCAUUAGAAGUUAACUUAUUUUAUUCUGUAUAUAUUCUAGAAACUGUAUAGUGCAAAACCAGUAUUUUUCAUGUAAAUUUGUGCAAUGCACUGUUAAACAGUAGGUGUAUAAAGCUAUGAGGAGAAGGGGGCAUUCCCUCUUGGUAGUCACAUGCAGUAUGAGCAGCCUGCAGGGUUUGAAGAGUUUGAAUGCAUGUAUAUGCAUCUUCAUGACUCAACUGAAGCCCAAGGAACUGGGACUAUAGGAAAAAAAAAAAAAAAAAAAAAAAUACCCUGACUACCAAAACAUGCAAACAGGCAAUAUACUCAUAGUUUAGUGUCAAAGUCUGUAGCAUAAAACAAACUGGAUUCUGUUGAAACCAAUAGCAUUUUGUAGAAAAAAAAAUAGAAAAAAAAAAACAGAAAAAAAAGAAUGUAGUCCCACAAUUCCUAUGAUUUGAAAGGAACAGCCAGUAUUUUUAUAUGCAUCUCUUACCCACUGUGAUUUUUUUUAACGGGCUCUAAUUCCAGAGCUUAGAAUGUAGUAUUGACGUUCUUAGCUCUGCCUUUUUGGGGGAAUUAGGCCCCACUAGAAAUGUAAUUAUGCUGAAAUGCAUUAAUUGAAGGCACUGUGCACACUGUUGGACUGCUGACAGUAGUUAUGUUAUCCUAACAAGUUCUGUAACUGGUCAAGGCACAUUCAUAUUCACUGUAUUUUUUUCCCCUAUCCCUGAUAAAAUUUAAUUAUUUUGAUGGUUUUGUGGUACUGUAGAUGGUGUUCUUAAUUAUUUAACAAGUAUUUACAGGGGAGAGGUAGUUUUAUUUAGGGGCGCAUUACACUUUUAUUUACAUCAUCUUUUACCAGUUUUUUUGUAAAAAUAAAAGACAUUGUAUCUCUCA
This is a messenger RNA of Taeniopygia guttata (zebra finch), 11475 nucleotides long. Lineage: Eukaryota; Metazoa; Chordata; Aves; Passeriformes; Estrildidae. The record is from RefSeq and is a predicted model, not a curated record.